AUGACGCAAGACUUUGCACCUCUCAAGAACGACCUGUUGCUUCGCACAGCAUGGGGCCAGACCGUUGAGCGCCCUCCUAUGUGGGUUAUGCGACAAGCUGGCCGUUACCUCCCCGAGUACCACGAAGCCAAGGGCAACCGAGACUUUUUCGAAUGCUGCCGUGACCCCGAAGUUGCAACAGAAAUCACCCUUCAACCCGUUCGCCGAUUCGCAGGCCUCAUCGAUGCCGCCAUUAUCUUUUCCGAUAUUCUGGUCAUCCCACAGGCCAUGGGCAUGACUGUCGAAAUGGUUGACAAGAAGGGCCCGCACUUCCCCGAACCGCUCAAGAGUCCCGAUGACGGACAGUACAGCCAGGUUCUCGCCAAAGAUGUCGAUGUUGCUGCUGAGCUCGGCUACGUCUAUGACGCCAUCACACUGACACGCCAGAAGCUUGAUGGCCAGGUGCCAUUGAUUGGAUUCUGUGGUGCUCCCUGGACGCUGUUCUGUUAUAUGGUCGAGGGAGGAGGUACCAAGCUGUUUGCACAGGUCAAGACAUGGAUCUACAAGUACCCCGAGGAGGCAAAGAAGCUUCUGUCCAAGAUCGCUGAUAUUUGUGUCGAACAUCUGGCUCUGCAAGUAAAGGCUGGUGCUCAGUUAGUGAUGGUCUUUGACUCAUGGGCAGGAGAGCUUGGGCCUGCGUCCUACCGCCAGUUUUCUGAGCCGUACCUCAAGCAGAUCGCAGAGAAGCUUCCUGCUAAGAUUCAGAGCCUGGGUCUGGAAAAGGUGCCCAUGACCGUGUUCCCCAAGGGCGCUUGGUACGCACUCGACUCUGCCUGCAACUUGGGAUACAACGUCAUUGGAAUGGACUGGCUGCACGACCCCAAGGAGGCUGUCAAGAUUCGAGGCGACCGCAACAUCGUCUUUCAAGGCAACGCUGACCCCGGUGUGCUUUAUGGCACCAAGGAGGCUAUCACCAAGGCCGUGGAAGAGAUGGUCGAGGGCUUCUGGGUUGGAGACAAGGGCUGGAUUGCCAACCUUGGUCACGGAAUCACCCCUGGCGUGAACCCCGAUCACCUUAAGCACUACUUUGAGGAAAUCCACCGCCUCACCAAGAAGAACUGA
Molecule: messenger RNA, 1101 nt
Organism: Fusarium pseudograminearum CS3096
Lineage: Eukaryota; Fungi; Ascomycota; Sordariomycetes; Hypocreales; Nectriaceae
Exons: 5
Coding region: 1-1101 (366 amino acids)
Biological process (GO): heme biosynthetic process
Cellular component (GO): cytosol
Molecular function (GO): uroporphyrinogen decarboxylase activity
Source: RefSeq, a predicted model, not a curated record